GGAAAAUAAUCCGCUAUUUACAGAAUAUUAGAGAAUAUAAUUUGUUUGUGUAUUUUGAUGUGCGACGUUCAUUACACAUGUAUCAAUUUAUUUACUUUUUGCCUUGUAUGUAUUUUAAAUAUUUUCACUGAUGAAGAGUGGAGGAGUUUCGUAUAAUUCACACGCACUAUAUACACAUUGCGGAUGAAGAAACAGGUGCUCCUCGGCACAACAAUUUUCUGAGAGAAAGCCCGAGAAAGCAUACUAAAACCCAAUAAUUCGCCUCCUACAUGGUAUAUAUUGUACAGAAUGAUAAUUUUAACUUGACAGCGACAACGUAUUUUAUCGGUUGAGUGAAAUCGAUUUACCGAUCAAGAUGGUGGUCGACCGCAAUGGCAGGGUAUCAUUGACAGGUAAUGGAUGGGGACGUUUCCAGCCAAGUACUGGAAUGACAGCGAAGGAACUCGCUGAGAAUGAUGACCUAGCCACUGCACUUGUCAUAGACCCAUAUCUUGGGUUUGCUUCACACAAGAUGAAUACAAGAUAUCGACCAAUCAAAGCUAAGCAAGAGGACCUAAAGGCUGUUGUUACGCGGUUUAAGAGGGAUCAGAGAUAUGAAAAUGCAUUCAGAGAUCUCACUUCUGGUGAAUGGGCUCGAACAUUUUUUCUUACUAAGUCCAAGCAGCAACAACUUGUAUUCAAAGAACAUGUGUUUCGUUAUUUGCGUAUGUUUGAUGUUCAGGCAGGUUUUGAAGUGCUACCGUGCUAUAGGUAUUCAAUGGAAGGGCAGGUUGGAGGCAAGAUUUGUACAGUGCGUAAAUGGUUACGAGGAGAUAGUAUCCCAAUGCUGGUAGGUUGUAUAGCAGAGAUGACGGCUGAAGAAGAGGCAACAAUGCUGCAAUACGGUGUCAAUGACUUUAGUGUCAUGUACUCCACACGGAAAAACUGCGCUCAACUCUGGUUAGGACCUGCAGCCUUUAUAAACCAUGACUGUAGGCCUAAUUGUAAGUUUGUAUCUACUGGCAGAGAUACAGCCUGUGUGAAAGUUCUCAGAGAUAUCGAAUCGGAGGAAGAGAUAACAUGUUACUAUGGUGAUGAUUUCUUUGGAGAUAACAACAGCUUAUGUGAAUGCGAAACAUGUGAAAGAAGGCAGAAUGGUGGUUUUAAGCCUGAUGUGACUCCUCAGAAGAACACUAACGGUUAUAGGCUGCGUGAUACAGAUGCCAGAAUACAGCUUGAAAAGAAAAUGAGUGAAGAAGAGAAGAAACAGGGGAAACAGAAUAAAGCUCCAGAUAAACCUGCAGGAAACUGGGAUAACCGUGCCAAUAAUUUGAAGAAGCAAGCUCAUCUUCUAACUAAAGAAGAACUCAGGAGUCGUGGAAUUACACGCUACGACGCAGAGCUUCUGCUUUCUCAGGGAUAUGCCCUUCCACAGCCAAAACGCACAGAAAAAAGGCCGGGGGUCGCUCCAGUUUGCUCUAGUAAAUCUAAACAACAACAGAAGCCUUCUAGGAAGCUAUUUUCUAGUGAACAGCUAUGUAUUGAUACUGCUGCGUGCGGAGAUGAUGAUGUCACAGCUCAUAGUCCCAAUCUACGGGCACUCAGUCCUGCACGGGGGCGGGGUAGAUUGGCACAAACAAUUAAAAUAGCGGAUACACAGGGAACGGAGUCUGCUUUAUCACCACGCUCAUCACGAAUGCGACGUAUCAGUGGAGACUUUCCAAGUAUAAGCUCUGACAUGCCGAGUCUCGAGAAAUUUGAGGGGCCGAAUGGUUCUAGAUCCAGAUGUUCAAGUAGUAGCGAGGAUUCCAGUGGAAUGCCAAGUCUAGAUUAUCCGGCACUGGACGUCAAGCCAUUCACUCGCAAUCAGAGAGCCAGUAGCGAUUCUGUUGUGGCUCAAGAAAAGAACAUUAUCACGGAUAAAUCUCGGAUGACAAGGUUACGUCGCUCCAGCGUUGAAUUAAAUCAUUAUUCACAGGAUAUGCCAAUUCUUGAGCUAUCUCCGGGUGACAGGGUAUACAAACAAGAGGAUGACUCCCACGAUGAAAAUCACGAAGCAUCCUGUAGUGAUAUAUCAAGUUCUGAUGAUUCAGAUGCUGGCGUGAACUUUUCAACGCUUCGCUCAACACGCCUACAUCCGGGUAAAUUGGGAGAGUGCAAUUCAAAGUCAGACACCCCUGUAACAUCAAAAGGUAGUAAAGGGGAUCAUAAAAAGCAUUUAAAGACAGAAAAACUGGAAAUGACCUCGAGGUUUGACCAGUUUAGUAGUACCGGUAGCAGAGUGAAAGAUCUCAGUAUAGAGACAAUAGGGACUGAGGUUGAUUUAAAGAGUGAGACAGACUCUUCUUUACCAAGCCCUGGAUCAAGGCAAUAUGACAGCGAACUUGUUGAGAGGUCUUGCGGCAAGGCACCAAAGUUGACAAUCAGAAUGCGGAGACGUCAUCGCAAGCGAUCCAUGUCCUCGGCAUCCUCCAUCCCAUCUACGAACCAAUCAAAUGAAAGCAAAACUGGACGAAAUAUAAAGAAGAAAAAGAAAAAAAGAAGAUUCAAGAAUCUGUUUGAUGAUGUUGAUGAUGAACAAGUGACGUUUAAUCCCAAAAACUUCUACACCGGACCAGAAUCUCAUACAAACACAAACUUGCCGACUAAAAAAUUACGGUUAAAAUUCGGAACUGAUUCAUCAAUAGAUAUUGAUAUUCAAAGUAAGAAAAAAAGAACAUGAUCAAAGGAAAAUUAGGUUAUUUAAAAUUAUUUCUGCUAUUUAUGAACUGUAGGUCUGUCUAAAUAUGAGCUCCAUGUAUUUGAAGUAAGAUUUACAUUAUGACUUGUGAUUUGUGAAUUACAGUACAUGUAU
Molecule: messenger RNA, 2833 nt
Organism: Owenia fusiformis
Lineage: Eukaryota; Metazoa; Annelida; Polychaeta; Sabellida; Oweniidae
Source: the annotation of a GenBank genome assembly